AUGAACAGUGACACCAAAUUGAUUGGGUCCAUUCCCGAUAUAGACAUUGAUGAAACGCUAAAUGUGGAAGGCCAGUACUACCGAGAGGGAGUUGAGUCUGGCUUGGCACAGGGAGCAGCAGACCAAUAUCGAGAUGGACUUCAAUAUGGAUAUCAAACUGGGUACCAACGGUUUCUCGUUGUAGGGUACUGCAAAGGACUAUGGGAAUGGUGGAGUUACAAAUAUGGCGAUGAUAAAGAACAUGAACGUAUUAAAUGCCAUUUAAACCAAUUAGAGACUUAUUUAAAGGAGAUAGAUAAUUCAAACGAUGAAGCAGUGGUGGAGAAAUACGAAAAGACGGUAAUAAAGAUUAGAAACAAGAUCAGAGUCAUAGCUACGGUCUUGAAGGAACCCCAAUUGGCUAAGGCUAUAGAUGAUGUGAUAGCCAUUGGUGGACAAGUUCAUUUGAAUGAAAAUCCUGAUGAUAUGUGGUAA
Molecule: messenger RNA, 474 nt
Organism: Lizanozyma spartinae
Lineage: Eukaryota; Fungi; Ascomycota; Pichiomycetes; Serinales; Debaryomycetaceae
Product: ribosome biosynthesis protein
Exons: 1
Coding region: 1-474 (157 amino acids)
Source: RefSeq, a predicted model, not a curated record